CUACUUAUAUACGCUAGCAUCAAGAAUAGUCAUCAAAAAGGUAUUGAAACUUUAUACGUUAUAUUCUAUCCGGAAAAUUGAUCACGAUGUAUUUCAUCACGGUGUCGUUCAUUGUGGUUUGUUCUAUGCCAGGAAUUUUGGCCAACAUGUUGUAUUAUGAUCAACGCUUUUUGAACGCAACCAUUGAAGCUUUGGUAAUGACCAAUGGACCUCUAACUGGAAUCAACGAAGGGUCAGAUCGUUCAAAUUUCUGGCUCGAAUUCGAAAAUGGCUUGCAUAUCAUAGUUCCAUGCGAUUAUGAUCAUCAUUAUUAUAGCAAACUUAAUACAUGCAUUGACACAUCCAAAAUGGGGAUAAUCUAUGAUCACUGUCAGUUUUCAAGAAAUCCCGAUUGUUGGAAUGAAAUGCCUUUCUGCUUUUUCAAUAAUGAGAAUGGCAAAUACAACUAUGAUAACUGUCUACCUUAUUUUAAACGCAACGAUGAAGAAUGUCGAUGUGAACUCGUGCGAUAAAAUAAAUGAAAUAGAGAUAGAUGAAACAUAUAAGACAAUAGAAUAUAAUUAUUAUAAAAAAUAAUAUCAAUUAUUCGAAUUAAUAUUCGGAUAUUAGAAUUAUUUCAAAACA
This is a messenger RNA of Apis florea (little honeybee), 624 nucleotides long. RefSeq lists its product as uncharacterized. Lineage: Eukaryota; Metazoa; Arthropoda; Insecta; Hymenoptera; Apidae. The record is from RefSeq and is a predicted model, not a curated record.